GCCGCGCGCGCCAUGGGGAGCAGAGGGACGCCGGGCGCCGAGGUUUGCCGCGGCAGAAUCACAGUGCCUGGGUGUGACAUCGUCAUGAAUGAGAGAAGAAAGUAAUACAGUAUUGGAUGUGCCUGUUUGCUGCCACUGUUUAGAGAGAAAAUGAUGCAUUAUGGGGAAUCACUCAAAAGGAGUGAAUGAGAUGAGCUAUCUGGGUUAUAGUAUCUGAAGGGCUAAGUUAUUCUCUUGGAGAGCCAUUCUAAAUGAGCCUGACCGAGACACUGGAUCUGUGUGAAGAAGACUAAGGAUAUAAUAGGAUGUCAACUGAGACAGAACUUCCAGUGGCUGUUAAAACCAGCGCAAAGAAAGACUCCAAAAAGAAAGGUCAGGAUCGCAGUGAAGCCACUUUAAUAAAGAGGUUUAAAGGUGAUGGUGUCCGAUACAAAGCAAAACUGAUUGGGAUAGAUGAGGUUUCUGCAGCGCGAGGAGAUAAGUUAUGCCAAGAUUCCAUGAUGAAACUCAAGGGAAUUGUUGCUGCGACUCGUUCGAAAGGAGAACAUAAACAGAAAAUAUUUUUAACUGUCUCCUUUGGAGGAAUCAAAAUCUUUGAUGAAAAGACAGGACUACUACAGCACCAUCAUGCAGUUCAUGAAAUUUCGUACAUUGCAAAGGAUAUCACAGACCACCGAGCCUUUGGAUAUGUGUGUGGAAAGGAAGGAAAUCAUAGAUUUGUGGCAAUAAAAACAGCCCAGGCAGCUGAGCCUGUAAUUCUGGACUUGCGAGACCUGUUUCAGCUCAUUUAUGAAUUGAAACAAAGGGAAGAAAUGGAAAAAAAGGCACAAAAGGACAAGCAGUGUGAACAAGCAGUAUACCAGACAAUUUUGGAAGAAGAUGUAGAAGAUCCUGUGUACCAGUACAUUGUGUUUGAGGCUGGACAUGAGCCAAUCCGUGAGCCUGAAACAGAAGAAAACAUAUAUCAGGUUCCGACGAGCCAAAAGAAGGAAGGUGUUUAUGAUGUGCCAAAAAGUCAACCUGUAAGUCUGCAGAAUGGAAACUUAUUGCUGGACAUUGAUGAAAAUCUUGUUACAGUCACUCAGGCUGUUACCCAACUAGAGCUUUUUGGGGACAUGUCCACUCCUCCUGAUGUAACCUCUCCCCCAACUCCUGCAACUCCAGGUGAUGCCUUUAUCCCAUCUUCAUGCCAGUCACUUCCUGCUAUUACAGACACAUUUGGUUCUGUACCUUUUAGCACUGCUGCUGUACCCUCAGGUUAUGUUGCAAUGGGAGCUGUCCUGCCCUCCUUCUGGGGACAGCAACCACUCGUUCAACAACAAUUGGCCAUGAGUACUCAGCCUCCAGUUGCUCAGGUGAUGCAGGGAGGACAGCCAAUAGCAUGGGGCCAACCUGGUAUUUUUUCUCCUACCCAGCAACCAUGGCCAUCUGUAGCUGGUCAGUUCCAACCAACUGCCUUCAUGCCAACACAAACUGUUAUGCCUUUACAAGCAGCCAUGUUUCAAGGUACCAUUGCUCCCAUAGCUACUGUUCCACCCACAAGCGAUUCCACCAGAUCAAGUCCACAGACAGACAGGCCCAGACAGAAAAUGGGAAAAGAUAUGUUCAAAGAUUUCCAGAUGGCUCAGCCUCCGCCAGUGCCAUCACGAAAACCAGACCAGCCUUCCCUCAGUUGUACCUCAGAGGCCUUCUCCAGCUAUUUUAACAAAGUCGGGAUGGCACAGGAUGCAGAUGAUUGUGAUGACUUUGACAUCUCUCAAUUAAAUUUGACUCCUGUGACUUCUACAACGCCAUCUACAAAUUCACCUCCAACCCCUGCUCCCAGACAGAGUUCUCCAUCAAAAUCAUCAGUCUCUCAUACCAGUGACCCUACUGCAGAUGACCUCUUUGAAGAGGGGUUUGAAAGCCCAAGCAAAAGUGAAGAGCAGGAGGCUCCUGAUGGAUCUCAGGCCUCUUCCAACAGUGAUCCAUUUGGUGAGCCUACUGGUGAUACUAUAAGUCCACAGGUCGGUAGCUAGAUAGCGCAGGUUGGGGAAACAGAACCUCUCUACGCCCAGAUCAACAGACCUAAGAAAUAGCAUUAUUACAGGCUUGUGGUGCUUCAAGACUCCAGUGAAAAUCUACAACCUGACAGGCCUUUUGGCUCUUAUGCUUGUUUUUGAUUGAUCACGUCUGACAAAGGAUAGAGGAUUGCCCUACCAAACGUACCUGACAGUUUUUGGCAAUGAAUGGCAAAUUUCUAUGGCAGCACAAACAUAAAAACGAGCCCUGCUUACCAUGCCAAGCAUCUGAGUUCUGAGCACCCACAGUACGAAAUCUUACUCCUUGUUCUUCGUUUAAACUCUUCUUUGCAUCCCACCUGAACAAUGGGCAUUUGAAAUUGAAUAAGUAUUAGCCAUUGUUUUUCUUUUAAACAAAAAAAAAAGCAGAAUCCAUAUGUAGCAGUGGCAUCGUCAUUCAACAGCCUUUCAGGCACAAGUCUGCACUUUUUAUGUCACGGUGACAUGUUUCUCAUUGUCAUGUAUAUCAGGCUACUCUUGACAUUAUAUUCCCCUCCCUCACCUCACCUCACCUCCGUCUUGGCAUAUUUAAAAAAAAAAAAAAGACAGGCUGUGUUAUUUUUUUGUAUUUCUUAUUCUGUUGUUUUGUAUGGGUAACAGAAAUUAACAGCAAAAUGCCUCCUAUGGAAAUGAUUCUUAACUUGAAACCGCAGAAUAAAACUGUGUUGAUUAUCCAUCCUGGUUGAAAAACAUUGCCAAAUGGACCUUUAAGUUAUAGCGCAUCAUGAGGAAGAAUUGCUGCUUUUCUGUUUGAAUACUCAUUCUGUGGGUGGAAAAAGGACAUCAAAUCCCAUUGAUGAAAGAGGUGAAAAAUAUGUUAUUUCCUAGGAAACUCAUAAAACAAAGUACAGUAAAGGAAUAUUUUUUAUUUCUUCGCUAUCUUGCUGCUGUAAUGCUAUGCAGACAAGUGUUUUCUUCUCUGUGUGCCAUUUUUGAAGAAAAAAAAAUCAUUUGCCAAAUAAUUCUGGUAUAAUUCUGGUUUAUGGAUUUUAGACGAAACAGACUUUAUAAAUGGGACAAUGAUGGCAUGAAUUUUGGAAUAACAAACUGAUUCUGUGAUCAAAUUGUUCAUCUUUAUCACUUUUUGUACAUCAGAAAAUUCAAAUGGGAUUUUUAUUUUAUAACUUGAAAAAAAUCUUACCAUUAAACUCUUUAAAUGUUUAAGGGGAAAUGGCUUUAAGGAGUUCAAAUGAAAAUUGCCAGUUUUUUGUAAAUAUAAAUGUUAUGAAAAUUCUUUUAAUAAUGCCAUUACACUGUAGAGAAGGUAGCAAAUUGCAGUGCUUGGGAGGCGUGGCAAACCCAAUUUGUGGUUCUUGCAUCACAUAUGUUUUUUCACAUGCUUAUUAUAAUAGGCAGAGGCUGAAGAGCACCUGCCAACAGCAAUUAGCUUGUCAGCAACUAGUAAAAUUGCUGGGAACACAAGAUUUUAUGAUCUAGCUUUUUCCACACAAGUAUACAUUCUCCACAUUAAAAACAACAACCCACAUUUCAUAGACGUUUCUUUGAUUCCGAAAUCUCUAAAUGGAAGUCAUCAGACUGUUUACACACAGAACAGAAGAAUUUAAAAACUCCUUUUUUUACAUUUAUGAAACAAAAGUGCAGUGUUUGGGUUCAUAUGUUAGCACAUGAUUUUCAUAAAGAAUCUAUAUAUUUUUGCCCUACAGAGAAUUGUUAUACAGGUCAAAUGUGUUUUCCUGAUGUUCCUAUGCAGUUACAGUAUAUUGAAUUUAGUGGUUUAACACUAAAAAAAAAAUAUUAAAGAAAUCAAACGAUUAAUCUGUUUUUAGGGUUAUUGUGCAGAUUUUGUUUUUAACUUGAAACAUUAGGAUUUAUAUUUCUGUCAUUGAUUUAAA
Molecule: messenger RNA, 3913 nt
Organism: Terrapene triunguis (Three-toed box turtle)
Lineage: Eukaryota; Metazoa; Chordata; Testudines; Emydidae
Product: disabled homolog 1
Exons: 17
Coding region: 306-2018 (570 amino acids)
Biological process (GO): lateral motor column neuron migration; ventral spinal cord development
Source: RefSeq, a predicted model, not a curated record